UUUCUCUCCUUCUCUCUUUCCUUUCUUACUCUUUUUAUUUUUUUUUAUUUAGCCCGAAUAGAAUAUUUAAUGGGUGCAACCGAUAGUAAAUUAGCUUUCAGAAAAGGUGUUUUCCGUUUAUUUGAAGAAAGAAAUGUACCUAUAACCGCAGAUGACUAUUGGACUUUGUUUUGGACAUUACCUGAAUCCGUUGACGAUGUAUAUACUUUGGUCGGUUCUACCGACAUUAGAAAAACCAGAGAUGGCGCAAGAGAGAAUCUCGAGACUUUAAUUGAUAAGGUGAUGGACCAAAUGGAUGCACAAUUACACUCUAGUUCAGCACUUCAGAUUCCAUAUCUACUCAACUGUUGUCGCGUAUUAACUCGAAUUAUGCCUUAUGUAUUUGAAAGUCCAGAGUGCGCAGAGUGGGAAGAAAAGUUCUUUUGGACACCAAGAUUAAUUGAAAAAUCAGAUUCAUCACCCACUGAAACAGACGGAAAGAAGGCUACACAGUAUAUAACAUUACCACCUAGAGCUGAGGUCCUGAUAACCUUAACUUUGCAGGCAUUGUUUUUGGCAGGAUUUACUUUACCACCCACAAUGGGCACAGGAGAAUCUCGAGUGAAUUAUGUGAUCUGGGAAACAGGCGUAGGAUCCUCUACACCUAUCGGAUCCUCCAGAGAUAAUGAUAUGAACCGAACCGAAGUACUCCGACUCUUAACCGUCUUGCUUUCUCGAUCCAUGUACACUCCUCCGCCCCAAAUAUUGGCCAAGGAUGACAAAUGGCUACAGUACAUGGUAAGCAGAACAGAGCGAAAAGUUGUGCUUGCCUUCCUGUGUAGUAUGAUCAAUACUGCAUGCAAAUUUAAUCCUAUGGGUUGGACAGCCGUUCCUUAUAAUCACAUCAUGUACACCGACCCAAGGGAACAAUUGGUAGCUCUUUGUUUGCGUGUCUUGUUGAUCGUUCUGGAUUAUAGAUCACCUGAUAUCAUUCAUCUUAAUGGCUCCAAUGAAUCAGAUGCAUUUGCCAAAGUACCAUCACAACCUCAAGUGGACACUCGGGAUCAGCCCGAAACAAUGGAGAACGCCUUCCGAUAUUAUUUGUCAAAGUUACACAGGGCUCAAGAUUUUCAAUUUUUAAUAGAUGGCAUUUACAGAAUAUUAAGUAGUCCUAUGCAGACUUUGAACAGUUAUUUGCCUGGUACUUCCAAAAGAGUCAGAUAUCAUGUAGAAAUGAUGAUGUUGUGUUGGAAGUUAUUGGAGAUGAAUGGGCGAUUUAGAAGUUAUCUGAUGGAAACGGAAAGAGCAUUGGACCUCAUGAUUGUUCUCCUCUUCUAUGCCAGUGAAAACAAGCUCGAUCCAUCGCAAGUGGGACUUGUUCGUAUGUGUUCAUUUAUCCUUCAAACACUCUCUUCAGAUAGAACAUUUAGUGACAAGCUAAACAAGCAAUUUGAAGGUCAUGCAUCACUUCCAGUUAAUAUACGAUUGCCUAAUUUCCAAGGAUCCUACGCCAAUUAUUUGAUUUUGACCAUUUUUUCUUUGAUCGCAACUUCUCGAGGAACAUUAUCCACAUUGUAUCCUGCAUUCAUCAAGAUUAUUACAAACAUAUCGCCCUAUCUAAAGAAUUUAUCUGCAUUGACAUCAAACAAAUUAGUCUCUCUAUUCAGCUCCAUGUCCGCCCCUGGAUUUUUGUUGGCUGAUGAAUCCAAUCACCAUUUAAUAGAGUAUUUACUUGAAGCAUUGAACAAUACCAUACAAUUCCAAUUUUCCAAUAAUCCCAAUUUAAUCUAUGCUAUACUUCGCAACCACCAAAAAUUUCAAAAAUUGGCCGAGUUUAGUCUAGAUAAUGCAUUGAUCGAGAUCGAAAGACUACGUCAGUCAAAAGAAGCAGCUACACACAGAUUACCAAGACACUCCAUCGACGAAGCAGCAGCGGGUGCUUCACCAGAUUCUACAGCUAGUUUACCUUUAUCCGAAAAGGCCAAAGGUAAACUACCAGAAGCAUCUCUCUCGCGUGUCUCUAGUACAUCUAGUAUCCCUCCUGCUACCAAUUCACCAAUGAGACAAUCCAGUGUCUCUUCUGUCCUAUCUACUACAAGCCUCCUACCUGGUGCUAAGAAUGGAUUUAUUCCCACAGAUGACUGGAUUUAUCAAUGGCAUUCUCGUCUUCCGCUAGAUACAAUCUCAUCCUUAAUACAAGAGUUAUUACCCAAGGUUGAAUCUGAAAAUAUGAGUAAUGAGCAAAUCAUUGAUUUCUUACGAGGCGUAUCUAGUUCGGAUAUCUUACCACCGGCUCAUGCAGUAUGUAUUCGUAAAUUCCUUUGGUGUGAUGCACUAGUGAUUUGGUUCCGUAGUAUGUUAUGGGGUCAAACUUAUAUUUCAUCCGUAUCUCACUAUGGACCCUGGAAUAACACAUACAUCAAGUUAUUUCAUAUCAAGCAACAACAGCCCACUGAACCCAUUGCCUCUCCUCGUAACUCCAUCAACACACCAUAAAUCCUUUCCUAUCUACUUCCUUUUUCAUCUCUUGUAAUAUAUUGUCGCUUCCCAC
Molecule: messenger RNA, 2530 nt
Organism: Mucor mucedo
Lineage: Eukaryota; Fungi; Mucoromycota; Mucoromycetes; Mucorales; Mucoraceae
Product: high-temperature-induced dauer-formation protein-domain-containing protein
Exons: 11
Coding region: 70-2475 (801 amino acids)
Cellular component (GO): Golgi trans cisterna; membrane; Golgi medial cisterna
Source: RefSeq, a predicted model, not a curated record